GUCCUCUGAGACCCUUUGCAUGCAAGACCAAGCUGAUAUCUUCGUCUCUGAGAGGAGCUCUCCGUCAAAGGUAUACGUGGUACCAGUAGCGUAGCCAGCCAAUCAACUUCAUUCCACGUGCACGGUGGGAAAUGAUCUAAAUGCGGCGUUCCCGAUAACCCUCGAAUCCUCGAUAAGUAGUAACCCGUGUCCAAAGAAGCUCUUGACGAAGCACACCUGCCAAUAUACCAGUAGUUGCUCUUUCUCUCAUAGAUACCCAACCCCAACGUAAUGGCGAACCUUCUUCAAACUCCAGCCCAUGCAGGUGCAGUUCCUUUUUCGCGACCCCCGACUCCUGGAGUACAUCCUCUUCAACUCGGCUUCUGUGGCCUUGGGGCCAUGGGCUAUUUCAUGGCCCGCAAUCUAGCCACAUCCUUUAAAUCUCAACUACCGCCUCUCGUCGUGUACAACAGGACUGUGACAAAGUCCCAGAAGCUCCUCGCAGAACUUGGCGCAUCCUCCAUCAAAGUUGCCGACACUCUCGACCAGCUGGUUACAGAGUGCGAUGUUAUCUUCACUAAUCUCGCGAACGAUGCUGUUGUAACGAGUAUCUACAACGAGUUUGCAAAGGCUCUUGCCCAAACGCCUCCAUCCAAGGUCAAAAUCUUUGUUGAAAUGAGCACAAUUUACCCUACGUUGGCUGGCGAUCUUGACAGACUGUUGUCGAGCUUUCCACAUACCCAUUUUGUCACUUCACCUAUUUUUGGACCUCCCCCAGGGGCAGACAAGGCCACACUUGUUAUUGCCAUGAGUGGAGAUUACCGUUCCAAGAAGGAAGUUGCGUUUCUUCUUGUUCCGGCAGUGGGCCGCAAGGUGAUUGACCUCGGAGGAAAUGUGGAAAAAGCUCCAACAUUAAAGUUGAUCGGUAAUGGUAUGAUCAUGGGUGCCAAUGAGCUCCUCGCCGAAACUCUGACGCUUGGAGAAAAGUCUGGUAUCGGGCAGCAGACUGUAUACAAUCUAGUUAAAGAAAUCAUGCCGGCACCGGGUAUAGUGGCCUACGGUCACAAGAUGGUCAACGACUUGUUUGACGGCUCCGAAGGCUUCGCCCUAGAUGGUGGAAUCAAAGACGCCAAUCACAUCCGUCGCCUGGCCGCGGAGCUGAACUGCCCGAUGCCUGCAGUUGAUAACACGCACCGUGGCCUGAUCAGCGCCCGAGCGAUGCACCAGGCACAGGUGGUCGCAGGGACACAGCAGUGGGACAUCUUAGACUGGAGCUCAUUGAUUGCAAGCAGCCGAGUUGCUGCUGGAUUGAAUCCAUUUGACAGCAGCAAGGGCACAGGAGUUGUACGAGAAGACUGAGGAAUGAGCACUGAGCGCUAAACAUGCAUUGGAAUCCAUAAAGGUGUAUGUAUUAUUUGAUAGAACAAACCGUAGAAUUGUAUGAACUUGAGGCCAUGAAUGUACCUUCAAUAGAUUCAGAGACACAUGUACUUAACCUUGGAA
Molecule: messenger RNA, 1482 nt
Organism: Suillus clintonianus
Lineage: Eukaryota; Fungi; Basidiomycota; Agaricomycetes; Boletales; Suillaceae
Product: NAD(P)-binding protein
Exons: 10
Coding region: 271-1338 (355 amino acids)
Molecular function (GO): NADP binding; oxidoreductase activity, acting on the CH-OH group of donors, NAD or NADP as acceptor
Source: RefSeq, a predicted model, not a curated record